Symbiodinium sp. CCMP2592 is the source of this 915-nucleotide messenger RNA. Lineage: Eukaryota; Dinophyceae; Suessiales; Symbiodiniaceae. The record is from the annotation of a GenBank genome assembly.
AUGAGGUGUGGGGUUAGCCUAUGCUUGCUUUGUCACGUCCUCGCGGCCCCUCUACUUAGCUUUGGCUGGAUUGGUACCGGCAGCCGCGUCGCCAGUGGAGAGGAUGGUUGGGAAACUGUUCUGGGUAGCAUCGUUCUUGGGCAAGGCGAAGGAGGUCGACAGCGAUGGCUGCUGGAGAUUCUUUCGUUGAACGGCCUGUUGUGCGUCGGGCUGGCCGAUGAGCGGCUGCGGUCCAACGCACUCUUGGGGACGAGGAGCAAUGGUCGCUGGCAUGCCUGGGGUUGGGAGUUGGGCCCUCGUGGUUCCGUGGAAGCAGUUAGCUCCUCCGCGGCACCGGAGACCGGGCGUCCUGCUCCAUGCCACCUCGUACCACAAGGUCAGCGUGUCAUUCUGGUCUUGCACUUGAUUCGGAUGGGUUCACGAAUGCACCUGGAACUGGCCGCGAUGAUUCUCUCCUCGAGUUGGCACUGGCACCGCCUGGGUGCGCACUCGUUCAUGACCCCUACGCAUUACCAGGACGCUCAUGUCUCCGUCAACUCGACAAUGUCGAAUGUUGAAAACGAGGACGCUGUCCACGACUGCGUCAACUUCCGGCCGGCCGUGUCGACAGACAUCGGUGCAACGGUCAGAGUGCUGGCAUCGGACGCCUUCUCUUCGACUGCGUGGAUCACGAGUUGUGCCCAGUCGUCACAGUCUGAAACCUUCUGUGGUCACUGUUUCCGCGACGCAUUCAGAGCUAAGGUUCUUUGCGAGACGUGGACUGACAGGAAGUUUCAUGGCAAGUUGACAACACCACCCACUAUGCGCCGGACGAAGCCAAAAAUCACCGUCUGCAUGAUCCGGGAUGACUCUGCGCUGUUGAACAUCUGCGUGCUGUCAUCACACGGCUGUGGCGGCAGAUUCUGCAGGACAUGA